AUGAAUAUUAAAAGUGGUGUUGUAAAUUACUUUACAUUUGAAAAUGUAAUUAUUAGUAGUUUAUCAAAAACAACAGGUAAAAUUGGAGAUGUAGUAACUAUUAAUGGUCAAAACUUUUUCAAUGGAAGCACAAAUAUCUAUUUUGGUUCAGAAAUUGCAGAAAUUACAAAAUUCACCUCUGAUAAGAUUAUGGAGGUUAUUGUACCACCAGGUUUUUAUACUGUAAAUGUUUUUGCAAUAAACACAGGUAUGAAUGCCUCAACUGCAUCGAUUAAAUUUACAUAUCCAUCAAUGAUUAUUGAUAAAUUAUAUUACGAUGAUAAACAUUUGAAUACAUCAAAUAUAAAUCAAUAUUGGAUAGUUGGUAGAGGUUUAGGUUCGAUUGUUGAAGAAAUUCCAGAAGCAACAGUGGAUGGCACUGACUCAUUUUGUGAAAUUCAACGUUGUACUUCAGAUGUAAUUGCAAAUAGUAAAAUCGAUUAUUCAAAUAUUUGUCCAUACUUGAAAUCCCAAUAUGCAUAUUAUUCAACCGAUUUCGAUCUUUACCUAUGUAGUUUCCCAAUAAAUGUUGGUGCUAAUAGAACAAUCCAAGUUACACUUGCAAACACUGCCAGAUAUACUUAUAAAUAUUCAUAUUCUCUACCAUGGCUUUCCAAAUUCUUAACUGCCAAUAGUUCAGAUACUCAUGGUGGUAAUUGUAGUAGAUUAAAUUGUGUAACUCCUCCACAAAAACCACAAUAUUUAAAUAUUACAGGUUUUAAUUUCAAUCCAUUCGAAUUUAUUUCACCAUUUUAUGAUUCAAAUAAAACAAUUGCAUCUUGGAGAAAUACUUCAAGAAUUUAUAUAGGUACAUUUGAAUGUGGAUCAGUUCAAUGGAUAAAUUCAACCAAUGUUAGUUGUAUUAUUCCACCUGGUAUCGGUGCCAAUCUAAAAGUUAAUAUUACUAUUGGUGAACAAAAAUCUGAAAAUCAACUUUUAUUCUCUUAUAAUAAACCAAAUAUUACAAAUAAAAUUACAGUAUCAACUGAUGGUGCCACUGAUAUUAAAUAUGUUGGUUUCAAUUUCGUUCCCGCUGAAUUAAAAGAUUUUUAUAAUAAAGAAGAAAACAAAAAUGUUUCAGUAAAUUCAAUAACAAUCAAUGGUAAAACUCAAUAUAAAGAUAUUAAAUGGAUUAAUUCAACAAGUUUCUCAUUUAAUCCAGUUGCAGGUAUUGGUAAAAACCAUUCAGUUGUACUUUUAGUUGGUGGACAAAAAUCAAAUGAAACAAGAUCAUUCUCUUAUAAUCCACCAUCAUUGGAUAAUAAACAAUAUGCAGCACCAUCUUCAGGUGGUAAAACUAUUACAAUCAAAGGUUAUGACUUUGUUCCAAAAUCAUUGAAAAACUCUGUUAAUUCGUCAAAUGGUACAGUUUCUAUUAAUGGCGUACUUUGUGUCAACUGGGAGUGGGUUGAUUCUAAAAAUGUAAAAUGUACUGUACCACCAGGUAAAGGAAAAGGUUUACCAAUUCGUGUUAAUGUUCAAAGUCAAUUAAAUAGUCUUAAUAAUUACUUUUCUUAUGUUGAUCCAGAAUCUCCAACAAAUAUUGUAAUUUUUAUUGUUAUUGGAUUAGCAGCUUUGGUUGCAGCAGCAUUAUUAGCAUCAACUGCUUUACCACUUACACAAAUAGCAUUGGCAACAUCUGCAACAGCAGCUAAAUCUGGUUCAAUAUUAGCAUCUACAGCAUCAUUUUCAGGAGCAUUAGAGAAAUCAUUACAAUUUGGAUUCGCAGCAGUAACAAGAAGAGUUGUAACUCAGGUUGCAAAGAAUGGUAUUAAACGUGUAUCAACUAUAGCUUUAGCAAUGGUGGUAACAAAAUCAUCAAUGGGUGGUAACCUAUUAUCAUCAUCAACAGCACCAGUACCAACAUCCAAUCUUUUAUCAAUUGCUUCAACACCUUACUCUGCAGUAUUUUUCUCAAUUAAUCAUAAUGAUCGUAUCUUUACAAUUGAUAAUCAAUUCAAUGAAACUGUAACAUGUAUUGAUAAUAAUAAUUUAAGUUUCAAUUUCAACAAAUCAUUCACUUGUCAAAUUAAUGCUAAUAAUAAUGGUAUUAAAUGUAAUACAACCAACUUUGGAACUGAAAUUAAUUGUGGUGUUCGUUCAAAAUCUGCAUCUUAUAAAUUCUCUAUUCCAACGGUUUCAAAAGUUUCAAGUUCAUUAAAAUGUGAAUAUGAUGCCAAUGAAAAAUCAAUGAUAAUCUAUGGUCAAAAUAGUCCAAUCUAUUGUAAAGAUGGAUUUAACGAAUAUACAUACAAUCAUAAUUCUACUAUUUUCUGUUCAAAUAGUGAAACCCAAUCAAACAUUGUUGAAUGUGUUAGUGAUGGCGGUGAACCUGAACAUUCAUUCAUUAAUAAUGUAGAAUGCUAUAAUUACAAUAAAUACUCAUCAUGCUCAAAGAAUUCAUUGGUAAAAGCUUCAGAUUAUUCUGCAUGCUUUGAAGUUCCACCAUCCGAAGUAGAGCCAAUUGUAAUUACCAAUCAAACUAUUAUCACAGAAUUCAACUCUGCAUCAAGUAAACUUGCCUGUUAUCCAAAAGAAGUAGAAUUUAACUAUGCAUAUAAUAAUACCCUCAUUUGUUAUAAUGUUAAAUCUGGAUCCAUCGAUUAUUCUGAUUCUAUCCUUCAUCAAAUACAAUACAAAGUUAAAGUUUGUAUUGAAAAAGAAUAA
Messenger RNA from Dictyostelium discoideum AX4, 2706 nucleotides. RefSeq lists its product as hypothetical. Lineage: Eukaryota; Evosea; Eumycetozoa; Dictyosteliales; Dictyosteliaceae. The record is from RefSeq and is a predicted model, not a curated record. The transcript has a single exon. Bases 1 to 2706 code for a protein of 901 amino acids.